CAAUAAAUUAAACGAGCAAACUAUUCUUCUUUUUUUGUUGGUUGCAAAAUAUUUGAAGUUUCAAAACAAAAUAAUAAGAAACACUUAAUUGUAUUUAUAUACAUUAGUAACAUCUUUUUUAUGUAUAUCAUUCAAUUAUUUCCCAAAUAUAUUGAAGCUAGCAAGGUCAUUUUCAGAUCAUAAGUGUGGGAAGAAGAGAAAAAGAAAAGGGUGAAAUGGUAAAAAUUAGAAUAGCAGAUCAACAAAAAAUAACAGAUUCUCCAAAGGGAGAGGUGGGAGAAAUUGACACAAGACCACCGUUUCAAUCUGUUAAAGCCGCCGUUACUUUAUUUGCUGAAGUAGCUAAGGAUCAAGACAAGGCUAACCCCAAGAAAUCCAAGCUUUCUGAGAAUGAGUUAAAUAAGGAGACUCAGCUUGUGUUGGUUCAAAGAGAAAUUGAAAAAUACAAGUUUCAAUUAGAGGCAUCCGAGACUACAAAAGCUAGAGUAAGCUCUGAGCUUGAGAAAGCAAAACUAACAUUGAAUGAGUUGGCCACCAACCUCAAAUCCGCAAAUGAAUCCAAGUUAUCAGCAAUUGAAGUUGCAGAAGCUGUGAAGCAACAGGUUAAGCAGCUUCUCGAGGUUGCGAAAUCUCAGCCGCAGUUCGGAAAUACUGCUCGAAAACAAGAAUUAGACGACGAAAGAGAGAAAUAUAUGAUCAUUGUAGCUCAACUUGAUGUUGCCAAGCAAGAACUGACCAAACUGAGACAAGAUUUUGAUGCUGCGUUGGAUGCGAAAGCCGCUUCAUUCCAACAGGCAGCGGAAGCACAGCGUUUAGCGAAUUUGAACGCGGAACGCGUUGAUAGUCUUGUUAAAGAAAUCGAAUCUAUGCAAGAAUCAAAUCGGCAAAUACAAAGUGCAUCCGCACAAGCUCAAGAACAAGCAGAAGAUGUUAGUGUUGUACCGGAGAAAGAUGAAUAUAUAGAAGCUUGUAAAGCACGUAAAGAAGAAGUUGAUAAGAAAUUGGAAUCGCUGAGGCAAGAAAAUAAUGCGGAAAUGAAUCGAAAUCUUCAAGUGAAGCUCGUCGAAACGACUGUUGGGAUCGAAACUUUGCAAGAAGAGAUGAGAAAAGCGCACGCAUUGGAAAUGAGCGCGGUCAAAUUCAUAACAACCGAGCUAAACGAAGCAACGAAGAUACUUCAAGAAAUCGUAGAGCAAGAGGGUAUGCUUCGGAACAUAGUUUCGACACUCAAUCAUGAAUUAGAACAAUUUAAGAAGCAGAAAAAUGAAUUCUAUAUGAAAGAAUUGGCAUUAGAGGAAUUAGAGCAAAGAUCAAACCUUGAGAAGUUGAUAGCAGAAACAGAAACUGCAAGAAGGGAAAUAGAAGAGAUAAACAAGGAUUGUGAUCAACUGAAGCAAGAAACCGAAAAGUGUCGAAAAAAGGCCGAAGAAGGAAAGAAAAAGCUCGAAAUUGUGGACGGAAUGGUGGAACAAGCUCAAGAACGCGAACGAAGAGGUAUGGAUGAGAUGAGAAUGUUAUCAGAAAAGAUAAAGAAAGAAAAUCAAGAUUCUGAUAAGAUAAGAAUGACAAUAGAGGAGUUUGAGAUGUUAAAAAAGAAAGUGGUGGAGUGCGACAAUGUAGCCGAAGCAAAAGAAACCGCUGCCACGAAUGAAGUUAAACGCAGCGAAGAGCGAAGAAAAGUUGCAGAGGAGAAGAUAGAGGAAAAUCUGAAAGCAAUUGAGGAAAUUGAUGAAGCAACUGAGAUAGCUUUGAGGUCAGCAGAAAUGGCAGAAGCUGCACAAAGUGUUGUUGAAGGUGAACUUAGAAGGUGGCGUCACAAAGAACCUCUUGUUAUACCUAUGAGUCCAUAGUUUAAUUAAUUAGUUUCAUUUCCUACAAGUCUUAUGUAAUGAAGGUUAUGGGGUGAGGCAAAAUUUACUCGGCAAUUUUAUGUUUUGAUGAUGAAGCAUCGAUGUAUUGUUUGCUUUAGAGUAAUGGUCCUGCCUCUUACAGAUUUAGUCGAUGUUCAUUCAUUAUCACAUUUUAUUUUUUAUUUAUCAAUAGAAUUUAUGAUGUUAAAUGA
This is a messenger RNA of Mercurialis annua (annual mercury), 2062 nucleotides long. Its product is annotated as WEB family protein At1g12150. NCBI's taxonomy places the organism in Eukaryota, Viridiplantae, Streptophyta, Magnoliopsida, Malpighiales, Euphorbiaceae. The record is from RefSeq and is a predicted model, not a curated record. The transcript is spliced from 3 exons. The coding region runs from base 216 to 1850 and encodes 544 amino acids.